UAUUCCUGCGCGCCGCCCGCGCAUACCACGGAGGAAUAAUCACCGAAAAACCAUAUCCCCGUAGACUUUAAUGCAAAAUUGAAUUUGCUCGUGUUUAUGUACUUCACUUUUCAACUUUUUUGUCCACGUUUUUCUCUUGCACCACUUAACCAAUUCAACCGGAUGACACAGUUGACUAUUUUUGCUUUAGCGUGAAAUUUACUCGCUGGCGUUAGGUUAGGUGCCAAUCAAACAGACCUAGUAUAGAAAUUACAAGUAAAGAGUAAUUUCCAGAAUGAAGCCUGUUCAAACAAUAACACUUCAAUUCAUAAGAACAUACAGGGGUAGAUUAGCAUCUGCUGGUAUCCGAAGCAAAGUAAAACUACUAACAGAAGACAAAGAGUCUAAAAUUAAACUUGAAGAUUUGAAUGAGGGCGAUCCAGAAAUAUAUGAACUUGAUUUUGUAAAUGCUGAUGAAUCUAGUGCAAGGCAUGACAGAAAAGUAGAAAAAUCUGCAAAGCUUUUGCCACAUCGUAUUACCAAAAGCAAAUAUUUUAAAGAGCUAGAGCCAAGUUUCCUUACAUUUGUUGAAAAAAAUGAAAUAAAGAAAUUACACGAUAGCGAUCCAGAAGAAUGGACUCCGGAAAAGCUGAGCCAAAGUUUUCCAGCUUUACCACACGCUAUAAAAAAAGUUCUAAAGUCACAUUGGGUACCAAAGUCAGUAGAUGCAAUAAUCAGGUAUGAUAGUAAAGUUAUUGAAAACUGGAAAAAUUUUAAAACUGACAAAUUGGUAGUAAGUCCUGCUUUGAAAGAGCAUUUGAUGAAAUUCAGACAGAGGAAAAUAAGCUUACUUGAUAGAGAGUCACUUGAAAAGUUUAUUCCUCCUCCUAUAGUACUUCCAAAACCAAAAAGUAAUUUUUUUUCACGUAUGAUAGAAGAAAAAACAGACAAUACUCAACAUGAAUGCAGUGAACAAUCAGUUUCUUUGAAGAACACUGAAAGACACCUAAUCACAGAUGGAAAGAAAACUAUGGAAACAUAUACAGAAAAAGGCAAUAAUUACAGUCAAGUAGCACUCAGUAAAAGAGUACAUAAUGAAAGAAGUGAAAAGUUAAUGUUCACUGAUUUUAUGAAAAAGAAAUUGGACAAUUUAGAUGAAACAUCUCCAGAAGAAAGGGAAGUACUGUUGAGUACCUAUAGAAAACACAUAGAAACUGUAAAUGUAGAAGAUGUAAGUAAGAAUAUAUCAGAUAAUGAUACAAAAUGUAAAACUAAUGAAAAGGAUGUUGUUAAAGAAAAUUUGUCCAAAAACAAUGCUUCAACAGUCCAAAGUAAAAAUGAGUCUGCAAUAGAAGUUAAAAAAGAUAUGUCUAAAAACAAUACUUUAUCAGUCCAAAGUAAAAAUGAAUCUGAAGUGGAAGUUAAAAAAGAUUUGUCCAAAAACAAUGCUUUAGCAGUUCAAAGUAGCAGGCAAUCAGAAAUAGCAGUAGAAACCCGUGUGGAGUACAAAGGUUUAGAAACUUAUGUUAAAGAAAGAGUCUCAUUAAUGGAUACGAACUUCGAUUACAUAAAACGUAUAAAAAUUCCUAAAAAUGCAUUUAAGAAAGGUAUGACGUACAGAAUAAAAGACUGCUACUAUGACGAUGAUGGAGAAUUUUUAUAUAGAACACCUGGAUUAAAAACUUAAGCAAUCUUCGUUUAGUACAAAACAUGUAUAUGCAUUGUGGUCAUAGCUUUAUUUUUAGACUCUGAAAAAAUGUUGUACAUAUAUGUUAAUCUUUAAAAUAAGGUACAGCUAAGUAUUUAAUGUUAAAAAUAUGUUGUACUCAUUGUAUGAUUUUGUACAAAUAAAUGGAUAUAUGAAGUUA
This is a messenger RNA of Megachile rotundata (alfalfa leafcutting bee), 1847 nucleotides long. RefSeq lists its product as uncharacterized. Gene Ontology annotation, cellular component: nucleus. NCBI's taxonomy places the organism in Eukaryota, Metazoa, Arthropoda, Insecta, Hymenoptera, Megachilidae. The record is from RefSeq and is a predicted model, not a curated record.